GAUUUAAUUAUUUGGAAAGAAAAUGAAGAGCACGGCCAGGCCUUGGAGCGCAAUGGCAAAGCAAGGGAGUCACGGCGCGGACCGCACAAAAUCGCUCUCUACCACCUCAACAGGAAUGAAGACCUCCAAGUCCUCAACCUCCCUGGCCUUCGAAUCUCGGCUCAGCAAGCUGAAGAGGGCAAGCAGUGAUGAUAUGCUCACAAAACCAGGGAUGACAGCAGUUUCGGGAGUCUCAAGACUGAAGAAGACCAUUACAACAGGAGCAAUUUCGGAGCUUGCUGAGAGUCGACUGAAGCCUAGCACAGGAGCAAUUUCAACCACAAAGCGCACGGGGAUUCCAGGGCCUCGGGAAAUAUCCUCAUCUGUCUCCAGAGAAAGAGCUGUAUUACGUGGUCAAACCAACUCUAGGAAAACUCAGCCUAGUCCAACCUCUUCUGGUACACCCACUCCUACCAAACACAUACGACCCGCUACCAAGUCCAAGCAAGAGAAUGAAACUGGUGACAAAGCUGUUUUGGAGUCUCAGGUUAAAGAACUCCUGGCAGAGGCAAAGACAAAAGACUCGGAAAUUACCAAACUCCGGUGUGAAUUGAAGAAAUGCAAAGAGAAAGGGUCACAUAACCCGGAAGGGAUGGGUGCUUCAGACCAAAACUUAGAAACAUUAUCACCUAUUGAUAUAGAUCCAUUGAUACGAACCCUUCAGGAAAAAAACAGGACUUUUCAAAAAGAGCUUGCUAGCCUGGGAGAAGAAAACCGAGCUUUGAAGGAGAAGUUGCUUUACCUAGAAAACUCUCCUCUCUCAGACACAACAACAAGCAGUGGAGGUGACAGCAGCCUCCCGACUCCAACCACCCAAGAAUCUAGUUUUGGAAGCCCAUCCAAAAAUGCCUUGAAAGGUGAAACAAGUGAGCACACAAGGCAGCAGGUGAAUGGGGGCACUCUACGCAAUUCAGGUUCCUCCAGCAGCGAUGUAACUAAAGCUUCCAUGUCACCUGAUGCAUCUGAUUUUGAACAUAUAGCAGAUAUACCUUCUAGGCCAACAUCCUCCAACAGCAACAACUUCAAAGGUUCCAGAUGCUCCACUACAGGAAGUUCUCCAAACAAUAUUAGUGACCUUUCUGUGGCAUCUCUUACAGAGAGAAUACAAAAAAUGGAGGAGAACCACCAUAGCACAGCAGAAGAAUUACAAGCCACUUUGCAGGAGCUGUCAGACCAACAGCAGAUGGUGCAGGAACUGACAGCAGAAAAUGAGAAGCUAGUGGAAGAGAAAGCACUCCUGGAGACUUCCUUUCGUCAACACAGAGAUAGAGCAGAGCAGCUGAGUCAAGAAAACGAAAAGCUAAUGACUCUCCUCCAAGAGAGAUCCAAGAAUGAAGAAAGUAAAGCUCAGGAAGGGAAAGUGCUUGAACUGGAACAGAAAUGUGCCGAAGUUCUUGAAAAAGCACAAUUUGAAAGAGAAAAAUUGCUCAACAUCCAGCAACAGUUAACCAGUAGCCUGCGGAGCUUAGAAAGGGAGCACCAAGACGCCCAGCAGGUGAUCAAAGGCCUGAGAGAAGAAAAUGAAAAGUUGGUUAAACUUCUAGAAGAGGAACAGCAGAGCAACAGUGCAGCGGCAAAAAAGCUGGAGGACUGUAAGAUUGCCUUAGAAGGCCUAAAAAUUGAGAAUGGGUCACUCAAAACUCAGUUAGAAAGCGAGAAGCAAAAGGCGGCGGAGAUCAACGCAAUGGGAUGUACUGCUGACAGCUCUGAGGUGCAAGAGAUGCUGAAAGUAGCUCAUGCAGAGAAGGAUCAAUUAGAAGUAUCUUGUACUGAGCUUAAACAAGAGCUGCUGAAGGCCAACAGUGAACUGAAGCAUGUUCAGGGUCUCCUAUCUAAGGCUGAGAAUGAGUGUUGUCAACUGAAGGAGAUGUGUGACCGACAGGCUGAACAACUGAGCAGAACUAGCCAGAAGUUGCAGGAAAAAACAUCAGAGAAUGAAGCAGAUAUAAAAAACCUGAAGGAAACGAUUUUUGAGUUGGAGGACCAAGUGGAACAGCACCGUGCUAUAAAACUGCACAAUAACCAGCUCAUCAGUGACCUAGAAAGUAGAGCAAUGAAGCUGGAAGAACAAAAACAAGAUACAGAAAGGCAGCUAAAGGCGCUGACUAAGCAAAUGAAGGAAGAUACAGAAGAGUGGAGACGUUUCCAAGCGGAUCUACAGACAGCGGUGGUUGUGGCCAAUGAUAUUAAGUGUGAAGCCCAGCAGGAGCUGCGCGUGGUGAAGAGGAAACUUCAGGAAGAGGAGGAGAAGAGUGCCAGGCUGCAGAAGGAGCUGGAUGAAGUGAAGGGCAGUAACAGGCUGACAGCUGAAGAGGUAGAAUCUCUAGAAACAGAUGCUGCCAACCGCUGGCACGGAGUCUGCAUUAGCAGAGCGUCCCCCACGCCGGCCGAGUCGGCAGCCACUGUGAAGUCACUCAUCAAAUCAUUUGACUUAGGAUGCCCAGGUAGCACUGGACAGAAUAUCCCAGUUCACAAGGUCCCCAGGAGCCCUCUCAGUGGGAUUCCCGUGAGAACAGCCCCAGCGGCUGCUGUCUCCCCCAUGCAGAGACAUUCUGUUUAUAAUAAUGGAAAAACAGCCAGUAAAGGAGUUGCCAGACACACAGAUCUUUCAGACCUUCCUCUUGCAGACCUCCUGAAGGGGAGAACCGAAGAGCUGAAGCCAGACCAUUACCUCCGCAAAAGCCCCUCCCUGGAGUCCCUGAGCAAGCCCUCCAUGGCCUUCAGCAGCAGGAUGCUUGCUUCCACCCCCAGCAACUUGAAACCCCCCAGCAAACUCAGUGUGGAAAGAAAGGACCCACUGGCAGCCCUGGCCCGGGAGUAUGGAGGCUCGAAGAGAAAUGCUCUGUUGAAGUGGUGCCAGAAGAAGACUGAGGGUUACCAGAAUAUCGACAUCACCAACUUCAGCAGCAGCUGGAGUGAUGGACUGGCCUUCUGUGCUCUCCUGCACACAUAUUUGCCUGCACAUAUUCCAUACCAGGAGCUCAAUGGCCAGGAUAAAAAGAGAAAUCUGAUGUUAGCAUUUCAAGCUGCUGAAAGUGUAGGCAUCAAACCAAGUCUGGAACUCAGUGAGAUGAUGUACACGGACCGGCCAGACUGGCAGAGUGUGAUGCAGUACGUCGCCCAGAUUUACAAGUACUUUGAGACCUGAGAUGCAGAACAAGAGGUGGGCAGAAGUGGGGAGAGACUGAAGAAAGCUACAGAUGCACUCAAUCACUUUAAAAAGCCCCUCGUUCCUCUUCCACAACCAUCCUAAGCUCUUAGUCUGGCAGAAAGCUCUUCCAUAAUUGUGAUUACACCUGGGACUACGACCAAAUAUCCACUGUCCACCUAUAUAAACCACAUCCAUCUGUAAUUUUAUUCCUACAUGGAAACUGCAAAGCGUUUUUUACCAGGUCUAGGAGUUUUCUGAAGAGGAUCCAUUGUGCUAACAAUGUUUGUCUGAAACCAGCAUCUGCCAACAGGAGACCUUCCACAAAAUGAAGUAUUAAACCAGUGUGGACUAAUGCUGGCAGUCAAGAGAAGCUGGGAGAUUUAAUACUAACACAAAAGCCCACAAAAAUGUUGUUCUUGCCAAAACAUGCUUAACUCAUCCCAAAUGCUGCUUUCUUGCCUUCAUACCUUUUGUAAGACACUGUGACAGGUGCAUGUAAGUGUGUAGAAACUUAAGUUGAGUUACUCUGAUACAUCUGACCCAAGAAGCCUCCUAAUUUGCUUGUCAUAGCUUAUCCAACAGGAUAGUAACGGGAGCAUUUGUCACUUGGAAGCCACACUCUGUUCCAUCUCUGAUUAGUGACCGAACUUCAAAGAUCCUGCCUGGUGCUGGGACUCCAUUUCAGAUCAAACAGAAAUUAUCUCUUUGAGAAAAAUAGCUUUAUUACUACAGCUUCCUGACUGUGGCUUCAUUACUGCAGGAAGGCAGAGCCCUGUUUCCCAGCUGACUGUGCAGGCACAGUUGUCAUGCAAACUUACUAGUUUUAUUUUACAAGGUGCCAGUAAUCAGGUGGUGACUCUUUAAGCAAUACAGGAACAUCUCAGUACUUCUUAUUUUUGUGGAUUGAGUGGAGUAACUUCUGCGUCGUUCCUGAAUCGCAGAGGUAUGUAUGUAGCUGCUGUCAGUGCAUGAAUCCUGAGACAGUUUCCAUGCUUAGAAGUGAUAAAAUCCCGUAAAAGAACAUAGUAAUAUAUUAAUACCAAUGGAAAUUGCAACUUCAAUCCACAAGUUACAAGGAAUUUAACUGGAACACCUCUCUGUGCCAUGGAAAUCUUUAAGAUGCCACAGAAUAGCUUUUCAGCUCAAUAGUCCUGUUAGUAAAACAUCUGAAAGGUACUGUUUAAUUUACAGUUACACCGUGUCUUUCAUUUCACCCCAUGAAGUUAACUUUUCUGUUUGCCUGCCGUGCUAGCAGGAUCAAACAGGCUGCUUAAUUUGUUCUGAAAUCAGGUCUCAGAGAGCCUUCUUUGUACAGCAGCUCACAGAAAGCCGCCUCGCUGCUUUAGAUUGUGCUGAUAGAAGAAAGAAAUUGUAUAGUUAGUGUGUUUAACCCUGUGACCCGGACCUGAUGCUUCGUGAAUGUUAAUCAUGACAGCUAGGGAGCGUUUCUCCCUUACAGAAGAUAAUAGUGUGUUCUCACUGCUCUUAACUCCAGAAAAGAGACUAAUGAAAUAGAAACAGGUGCUUUCAUAGAGGAAACUUGGUGUUUCAGGGUUUGGGGGGAUUUGCAGGUGGCUGAGCGUAGCUCUGGCUUUCCCAAAGUGCUUUGGUUUCUUGAUGCUAUUUAAUUAGUAAGGAGCCUAUUUCAGCUAUUGGUGUUCUCACAACAAAAUACUGGGUUAGGGGGGAGAUGCCAGUGGCUGGGGUCAGCGAGGGAACUGAGCAGAAAUGCAGUGUGCACCUGUGUCACAAAAGGAGAAAAGCGUCGUCUGCUCCGAGUCCUAGUCUGCCAUUUGUUCUAAUCCAUCAUGCCCAGGAAAGUCUGAUUCCAAUCUUUGGAGAGUCCUUGUGAUAAAAGGAGACAGUGGCACACACUUAACAGUGCCCUAGCACUCUUUGGUGUCAUCCUAUACUGUGGGAAAGUCGUUGUAAAUGCCGGCCGGAGAGCUUUCCUUGCAAGA
Molecule: messenger RNA, 5151 nt
Organism: Nothoprocta perdicaria
Lineage: Eukaryota; Metazoa; Chordata; Aves; Tinamiformes; Tinamidae
Gene: SPECC1
Product: sperm antigen with calponin homology and coiled-coil domains 1
Exons: 14
Coding region: 23-3187 (1054 amino acids)
Biological process (GO): actin cytoskeleton organization
Cellular component (GO): microtubule organizing center; filamentous actin
Molecular function (GO): protein binding
Source: RefSeq, a predicted model, not a curated record